Molecule: messenger RNA, 399 nt
Organism: Penicillium bovifimosum
Lineage: Eukaryota; Fungi; Ascomycota; Eurotiomycetes; Eurotiales; Aspergillaceae
Product: TVP15 family protein
Exons: 4
Coding region: 1-399 (132 amino acids)
Biological process (GO): vesicle-mediated transport
Cellular component (GO): Golgi membrane
Source: RefSeq, a predicted model, not a curated record
AUGGAUUUCACAAACCUCUUCCGUAUUGUCAACAUCGCUGUGGGCGUGUUCAUGGUGCUUGGUGGUAUCAGCAACUUCUUCAGUGGCAGCUGGAGCGCAUUCAUUCUGGGCGCAUACGCAGUUGUCUUCGGUCUUGUUGUCGGUGGACUGGAGUUCCUCCCUCACGUCCCGGAUUACGCCUAUCGCUAUGCAUCGUUCCUCUUCUCCUUCCUCGGUCGUGGUGUCUUCUACAUCUUCAUCGGUUCUAUCCUGCUCCACGACCACGUGCUGCGCAUUAUUGACGGCACCCUGAUCGCCUUCAUCGGUCUGGGAUACGUCGCCCUCGAAUUCAUUCCCUCCAUCGAGCCUCCCUCCAACAUGCGCGAGUCUGACCAGGGCUGGGGUGCUGAGCAGGUGUAA